Dromaius novaehollandiae (emu) is the source of this 1205-nucleotide messenger RNA. It is a transcript of the gene ANKRD2, whose product is annotated as ankyrin repeat domain 2. Bases 119 to 1066 code for a protein of 315 amino acids. The transcript has 9 exons. The record is from RefSeq and is a predicted model, not a curated record. Gene Ontology annotation, molecular function: protein binding. NCBI's taxonomy places the organism in Eukaryota, Metazoa, Chordata, Aves, Casuariiformes, Dromaiidae.
GGCAUAAAGCCCGGUGGCCAGCGCAGCCGCCGCAGCCCCAGGGCGAGGGCCGGGCGCUCGCUGCCCGCUGCCGCCGCCUGCACGGGCACCCCGCCGGGGCCGCCUGCCUCCCGCAGGCAUGGAGCCCGCCGUGCAAUGGGCCACGGAGCUCAUCGACCAGAAGCUGGCGGAGGAGGAGGAGAAGCUCAGAGGUGAGGGCCCCCGGGAGCCGCCGGCCGUGGAGCGCAUGGACACGCCGGAGCUGGAGGAGGAGAAACGCCGCGGCCCCAGGAACCGGGGCGUCGAGGCCGUCAAGGGCCAGGAGCGGGUGCGGAGGAGCUCAGUGGACCUGAGGCGGGAGAUCAUCGACGUGGGGAGCAUCCAGCGGCUCAUCGAGCUGCGCAAGCAGCGCCGCAAGCGCCGGGAGGAGAGGGCGGCCACCCCCGAGCCCCCACCGCCGCCUGAGCCCCUGGAGAUCGAGGGCCCAGUGGAGCCGGAGAUGUUCCUGCGAGCUGCCGUCCAGGGCAAAAUCCGCAUCAUCGAGAAGUUUUUGGCAGACGGAGGCUCCCCGGACACAUGUGACGAGUUCCACCGCACGGCCCUGCACCGCUCCUCGCUGGAGGGACACAUGGACAUCCUGCAGAAGCUGCUGGACAGCGGGGCCACUGUCGACUUCAGGGACCGGCUGGACUGCACUGCCGUGCACUGGGCCUGCCGCGGGGGCCACCUGGAUGCCGUGAAGCUGCUGCAGGACCACGGCGCAGACCUCAACCUCAAGGACAAGCUGCUGAGCACCCCACUCCACGUGGCCACCCGGACCGGCCACCCUGACAUCGUGGAGCACCUCAUCCACUGCGGGGUGCACAUCAACUCCCCGGACAGGGAAGGCGACACGGCUCUGCACGAUGCUGCGCGGCUCAGCCGCUACAAGAUCAUCAAGAUGCUGCUCCUGCACGGCGCCGACAUGAUGGCCAAGAACCUGGACGGCAAGACCCCCACGGACCUGGUGCAGCAGUGGCAGGUGGACACGCGCCAGGCACUGGAGACCAAGGAGCGGCCGCAGGAGGGGACGGAGGUCCCCGCGUGACGGCGCUGGGGCCGGGCUCGGCUCCAAGACUUAUCUGUGCCAAUAAAAGCUGGCGAAGCGCACUUUGGCUCUGGAGCAGGCUCAGCCGCAGGGCUCGGCCAGGGGGAGCUGAGCUCCUUCUGCGGGCAGCAAAGCCCCC